This is a messenger RNA of Xylona heveae TC161, 1149 nucleotides long. RefSeq names its product S-nitrosoglutathione reductase. Lineage: Eukaryota; Fungi; Ascomycota; Xylonomycetes; Xylonales; Xylonaceae. Gene Ontology annotation, molecular function: S-(hydroxymethyl)glutathione dehydrogenase [NAD(P)+] activity; zinc ion binding. Gene Ontology annotation, cellular component: cytosol. The transcript has 6 exons. Gene Ontology annotation, biological process: formaldehyde catabolic process. The coding region runs from base 1 to 1149 and encodes 382 amino acids. The record is from RefSeq and is a predicted model, not a curated record.
AUGUCUGCAGACACCGUUGGAAAGACGAUAACCUGCAAGGCCGCUGUCGCAUGGGAGGCCGGCAAAGAUCUCUCCAUUGAGGACAUUGAAGUUGCUGCCCCCAGAGCUAACGAGGUUCGGAUCGAGAUCUACUAUACCGGUGUCUGCCACACAGACGCAUAUACCUUAUCAGGAAAGGACCCCGAAGGAGCUUUCCCCAUUGUCCUUGGACAUGAGGGAGCUGGAAUUGUGGAAUCUGUUGGCGAGGGAGUGACCUCAGUCAAGCCUGGCGACCAUGUGGUUGCUCUCUACACUCCUGAAUGCCGGGAAUGCAAGUUUUGCAAAUCGGGCAAGACCAACCUGUGCGGUAAGAUUCGCGCAACCCAGGGCCGGGGCGUGAUGCCCGAUGGCACUUCCCGAUUCAAGUGCAAGGGCAAGGACUUGCUCCAUUUCAUGGGCACAUCGACCUUCUCCCAGUAUACCGUCGUCGCCGACAUUUCGGUCGUCCCCAUUACCCCCAAGGCUCCGAUGGACCGUACCUGCCUGCUUGGUUGCGGUAUCACCACUGGAUAUGGCGCUGCCGUUGUAACGGCAAAUGUUGAGAAGGGUUCCAACGUUGCCAUCUUUGGCGCUGGUUGCGUUGGCUUGUCAGUUAUUCAGGGUGCUGUCAAGAACGGUGCCAGCAGAAUCAUCGUCGUCGAUGUCAACGAUUCAAAGGAGGCUUGGUCAAUGAAGUUCGGCGCCACUGACUUCGUGAACCCAACCAAGCUCGGCGGCACAAGCAUCCAAGAGAAGCUCAUCGAGAUGACCGACGGCGGUUGCGACUACACCUUUGACUGCACUGGUAACGUUGGAGUCAUGCGGGCUGCCUUGGAGGCAUGCCACAAGGGCUGGGGUGAGAGUAUCAUUAUCGGCGUCGCUGCGGCUGGCCAAGAGAUUUCCACGAGACCUUUCCAACUUGUGACGGGACGGGUAUGGAAGGGCUGCGCCUUUGGUGGUAUUAAGGGUCGUUCGCAGCUGCCUGAUCUCGUGGACGAUUACUUGACGGGGAAGCUCAAGGUGGACGAGUUCAUCACUCACAGAGAGCCUUUGAAGGCCAUUAACAGUGCCUUUGGUGCCAUGAAGCAAGGAGACUGCAUCCGGUGCGUUGUGAACAUGCGCGAGGAUUAA